Messenger RNA from Tremella mesenterica DSM 1558, 1752 nucleotides. RefSeq lists its product as uncharacterized. The transcript is spliced from 6 exons. The record is from RefSeq and is a predicted model, not a curated record. NCBI's taxonomy places the organism in Eukaryota, Fungi, Basidiomycota, Tremellomycetes, Tremellales, Tremellaceae. The coding region runs from base 1 to 1752 and encodes 583 amino acids.
AUGGACGAAAGACCAAGAGUACCUCCUCCGAUUUAUUUGAGAAGUAGUAGUCCACAACCUCAAUCUGGAAGGGGUAGUUUGAGAAUACACGUUCCAGCUUGGGGUGUUGUAUUUGUUCGUCCUCCUCGUCAACUCGAACUUCAUCCUUCCGAAACAAACGUCAGAGAACCUCCAACGGAAGAUACAGUCCUUACCGGUACACUCGAAGUCAUUAUGAAAGAACGUCGUCGUUGUCAAACUAUUAGUGUAGGUGUACAAAGUGUUUGUCGUUUACAUAUGGGACCUAAAAGAGGUUGGGAAGAAGAUGGUAUUUUUGAACGUGGUGUAGAAGUUUUAGGUGGUAAUUCAGAAGGUAUUUGGUUAGAAAAAGGAAGUCAAUCAUUUUCUUUUUCUAUUCUUUUACCUGCUACUUUGGCGACACAUGAUCGACAUACACAUUGUCGAUUAUCAUACAUUCUCACCGCUCGUAUCGAAGGAAUACCAACUUCUUCUUCUUCUUUGAAUUAUUUCAAAAGAGAUUCAAGUCUCUCAAAAGAUAUAGAAUUUAAAUCUGAUUUCGAAAUUGUCAUCGCACGUUCAGAUCGUUUAGCCAUGGCUCGAUCAAAAUCUGGAGAAUCGUUUUCACCCAAUUUGGAUCCGAAUACACAAGAUGAUACAGCUAUAACAAUAGGAGAAGGAUCACCUUCUUUAACAGGAUUAUAUCAUCGUCAACAAUCAAAUGAUAUACAAAAUAUACCAACGUUGAAUUUAGGAAAGACUAAAAUGGAUGAUACUAGAAGUAUAAUGAGUGUCAAGAGUAAUAUGAGUGAUAAUGGUCAACGUACGGAGAAACAAGGUUGGUUAAAAGGUGAUAUGGUUACAAGUAGAAGUCUGAUAGUUUAUGCUAAUCCGAGUUCGACGGGGGAUGUUUCACAAUUGGAUUUGAGGAAAGAUGGUUUUGUGGAUGGUUUGGGGAGUUGGAUCUUUUCCGUUACUUCAGAUCAGUUCUCGAUCUCUUCCGUCCUCCUCCUUUCCGUCCACUUUCCAUCACCAUCACCAAAAGUCACCAUCUUUCUUCUUCGACUGCUCCUCUCUCAAUCCUAUUCAAUCAUCUCUCCUCGAACUCCAAACGACCCCCCGCACAUGCCAGAAGCUCCCAAGAAUCAUGUUUUGUACCAAGUGGGUCGGGCGCAUAAAUCAGGGGAGAGGUUUCCAAGUCAUGAAGUGAAUAGUCUAUGGAGAGGACCUGAAGCUGGUGGAAAUGUAAAGGUCUCAGAGGAAGGUUUGAAGAUACGUGCGAUUGCUAGAAUGCCUGAUCAUGAUAAAAUUCGACCGUCCACAAACGAAGGUACUAUCACCCCCAUCAGAGUCAACCAUGCCUUACUAUUGCAAGUCUUUUACUCUGUUAAUGGAGAAUCGAUCACAGGUGCUCCCAUAGAAGGUCCAGGAGAGUUGAGAAUGAUGCAGGUGAGGUUGGGAGUGAAUGUGCCUUCUUGCUGUUGCACAGCCAGUGCCCUCCAUCUGCCAGAUUACCAAACGGCCGAUGCCUCUCCUCGAACGAAUAUCGACGAGAUGCUCGCUUCGCCCCCAAGCAAGCAUUACUGCAUGUGUGGGUCAACAUUUGCCGAACUGAGCGAGGCUGCCAUGCAGCGUCAGCAAGCUGUCGAGCAGGACCAACACGGGGGGUAUCUUGGGGAUGAACGGGAGCGAAGUGGGAGGAAGUCCAAUGGUAAAGAAGAUGAGGCGAGGUUAUCUCGGUCGUCACCAGGUUGA